ACUGAAGGAUACAAUAAGCAAUAAAUAGAUAAGUACUGUAUAAAUUAGGUCAAAUAAUGGAAAAAACAAAAGUUUAAGCAUAAACAGAUUUUGAAUGUGUGCUACGAUCUUUUACAGCACAUCCUUAUUUUAUUCAUCUGUUUUAUAUGUAUAUAAUUUUUCUUCUUUUCUUUUUUUUUUUUAUGUUUUAAACACGUCCUUUGUCCGUUUACAGAGGUUUCCUUAAAGGCUUUCAAGUUCAUUCAUCGAUUCUCUAACUGUGAUGCAAACAAAAGGACUGAUUUAUAUCGAUUGAAAUAAACUUGUUUAGCAAAUCCAACUUGCGGCCUUUUGUCGAGAAAUCCACUAGCCACAUAACGAACUGAAAAUAAUACCAAGAAACACUCAGGUUUCCACUUUCGAUAGUACAUACCCCUAAGGCAAGCAGAUAUCAUUGGAAAAGGAGGUUCUUAUUAUACUAUACUAAUUAUAAACACUUUAUCUCUUGAUUUCGAAUUGAAAGUUGAGGAUCCUAGUUAAUUGCAAUACAAAUUCUGUUCCUGAACGAUUUUUUGGAGAAUUUACCAAUUUCUCAAGUGCGGAGUCGAAUUGGUAAAUUCUUACUCGUUUUUUUAUUUGUUAGAGAAAGAAAGCUUUGUUUACUCACUUCAAACAUUCGAGCAUGAUUGCCCUUUUGUUCUUCCUACUCGGAAUAGCUAUAUUGUUCCUUCUUUCCCUUUAUUUACACGAUGCCUAUCUAGCUGUCAAGUUUCAAAUGUAUGUGGAUCAGCAGAAAGAACAAAUGCGUUCUCAUUUAAACAAGCAAGCCGAUCCCAACUCAUUCUUCUUUGCUACAGAUUUAUCAAAGAACGUAGAAGAGAAUUGCCGAUUAGAUUAUCAGUAUCAAGUGGCGUAUUACUUGCGCACGGCAGCUGACACAAGUUUCGACAAGAAUACUGGUCGCUCUUCAAAGACAUUUGUCUUCCUUCAUGGUUUGGGCGGCCAAAUGGCUCAGUUUGAAGGGUUAAUCAAUCUAAUUCCGCCUGAAUAUACCGUGUUUUCACUGGAUUACUGUGGAUGCGGACUGUCAAAACGUGCCUUUAAUUCCCAUUUAGGACGAUCACCUCGUGAAUUGUCCACGGAGGGAUUGACUACAAUUGUUGAAAAAGUCAUUGAAAAGCAUAUUUUUCCUUCUGACUCCAUUGUACUUGUCGGGCAUUCCAUGGGUACGAGCAUUGCUGCUCGAUUAGCCAAAAGGUUGGGAAAAAAAUGUGAGGCUCUUGUUUUGCUUGCUCCUAAAAACUGUUUUAACAAAAGUGAACUUGAGUUAGUUCAAAGAAUCAAGAAAAUCCCUUCACCUAUUUUCAGUUUGUACCGACUUUUUGACCGUUUUCAGGGUCUCAAAAGUCCAUCGGUGAACCGAUGUUUCUCUAGUAAAGCUACUCAGGCUCAACGUGCACAACUUUGGAUAUGGAAUCGUGAAAGUGAUACUUAUGUAUGGAAGAUGAUGCUGAUGGGUAUUGAAAGCGUUCUCGCAUCUUCCUUUACUUUUCCUUCGGUACCUACUUUAAUUAUAACAGGCAAUGAGGACUCUCUCUCUCCUUCAUCAGAAAAGGAACUAUAUCAAGACAUCCAAGGAGACUUUUCUUUUCAAGUUGUUGAAGCAGGACAUUGUUUGCUAAUGGAAAAACCAUACGAGAUCUACCAGAAAAUCCAUAACUUUUUACGACUUUCUAGUUAGUUUACUAGAUAUGACAAACACAAAUUCGAGCUCUAUUGAAAUCGUACUUUAUGCUGAAAUGAACACAUAUUAAUCCAAAAUUAUGCCGUUUUGUCUUUUUUUUUAUUUCUAGUUUUUUAUAUAUAAUAAGAUUGGACAAAAAGAAUGGUCUUAUUUUUGUA
This is a messenger RNA of Schizosaccharomyces cryophilus OY26, 1881 nucleotides long. Its product is annotated as carboxylic ester hydrolase activity. NCBI's taxonomy places the organism in Eukaryota, Fungi, Ascomycota, Schizosaccharomycetes, Schizosaccharomycetales, Schizosaccharomycetaceae. The coding region runs from base 662 to 1720 and encodes 352 amino acids. The transcript is spliced from 3 exons. The record is from RefSeq and is a predicted model, not a curated record.